Eucalyptus grandis is the source of this 788-nucleotide messenger RNA. RefSeq names its product acyl carrier protein 2, mitochondrial. The record is from RefSeq and is a predicted model, not a curated record. Gene Ontology annotation, cellular component: mitochondrion. The transcript is spliced from 2 exons. Bases 90 to 479 code for a protein of 129 amino acids. NCBI's taxonomy places the organism in Eukaryota, Viridiplantae, Streptophyta, Magnoliopsida, Myrtales, Myrtaceae. Gene Ontology annotation, biological process: fatty acid biosynthetic process. Gene Ontology annotation, molecular function: acyl carrier activity; acyl binding.
GCGUUUCGUCUCGCGAGUUCGAGAGAGAGAGAGAGAAAAAGAGAGACACCGAGAGCCGAGGAGGAGGAGUAGCGGCGCAAGAAGCUCCAAUGGCGGCGGCGAUGGCGGCAAGGUCUGCUCUGCUCAAGUACCUGCGGGUCCCGGUCAAGCCUUCCCUCCCCUCCGGCCCCCCGCUCCCCUCCUUCGGCCUCGCCCUCCGCCGCUUCUCCGAGGAGGUCCGGGGCUCCUUCCUCGACAAGUCCGAGGUCACCGAUCGCGUCGUCACCGUCGUCAAGAACUUCCAGAAAGUCGACCCCUCCAAGGUUACACCAAAUGCGCAUUUCCAGAAUGAUCUUGGGUUAGACAGUUUGGACACAGUGGAGAUAGUUAUGGCUCUUGAGGAGGAGUUUGGCUUCGAGAUUCCAGAUAAUGAAGCAGACAAGAUAAACACGAUAGAACUUGCUGUUGACUUCAUUGCUUCUCAUCCGCAGGCGAAAUAGGAGAAGCAUUGAAAGCCCAUGUUCUUUCCUUUUCUCCUGGAGGAUGGGCAUUGUCAUUGAGUUUUCAUAAGUGGCACAUUGGCACAUUUUAGAAUCUUUUUGUUGGCAUGCUUCCCUCCAAUGGACAUGUUCCUUUUUUUGUACCAAACUGCUAUGGCUACUUCGGAGCUGGGUGGUAGCUGCUGUUACAGGCUCUUAAAGUCCUUGACACUAUUUUGAAGUGUAUCAGAAUGGGUUUUUGGUUGCAUUAAAGUGGAGUUUCUUAUUUUUUAUAAGUCCAGCAUUGGGAGACUGAUAUCAUAGAGGAAA